UUCUCCCUCAGUUGCCUAUGAAAAGCUCAACCGCGCUCUGGCAAUUUUUCCCGCAAGGAGCACCCGAUCAAGAGACCAGCCUUGCUCUUGGUGAUUGUGGUCGGAGAGAUCGAGAAGAGCUAAGAGAGAUGGUAGGAACAACCCAGGUCCCGGUGAUAGUGUUCUCCGAGGAAUGCAUGAAACCAGGGACGAGUUCCUGGGCAAAAGCUUGCAAAGUGAUGGCGCAGGCUCUUGAGGAUCAUGGGUGCUUCGUUGUCGAUCACCCCAAUGUCCCUCUUGGCCUUCAUGACUCCAUCUUUAGCGCCGCCGAGGAUCUCUUCCACCUUCCCUACGAAACCAAGAUCAAGAACGUUAAUUUAAAGCCUCCCCUUGGCUAUACCGGAAAGAUCCCCGGGACUCCCGUUGUCGAGGCCCUGGCCAUCGUCGGCCCCGACAAGCCUGAAGACUGCGAAAAGUUCGCCUCUCUCAUGUGGCCCUCCCGGAACGACCACUUUUGCAAAGCUGUUCAUGACUAUAGCAAGUUCAUAGCUGAGAUGGAGAAAGUAGUGUUCAGGAUGGUCUGCGAGAGCUAUGCUGUCGAGAAAUGCUAUGACCCUUACAUCAAUUCCAGUGCAUACAUCCUACGACUCUUGAAGUCCAAGAUACUGGAAGGCGUCGAGGUCAGUGUGAACCCGACUGGUCACACGGACAAGAGCUUUUUGUCCUACUUGCACCAAGGCAACAUUAGGGGCUUGGAUGUGAGGACCAAAGACGGCGAGUGGUUCACUUUCGAGCCUUCGGCUUCCACUUUCAUAGUCAUGGCCGGUGAAGCAUGUGUGGCAUGGAGCAAUGGAAGGAUCAAGGCUUGUGACCACCGAGUGUUGGUUACAGAAAAGAAUCAAGUGAGAUACUCUCUUGCUACGUUCUCGUACACCACAGGGAUGAUCGAGACGCCCGAGGAGUUCAUCGACGAAGCACACCCUCGGCUAUACAAGCCCUUCAUUCACAUGGAUUUCCUUUUCUACUAUGACUCUGUCGACGACCGCAUGAAGGGCGAAAGCCUCAUCGAGUCCUUCUGCGGAGUUUAGGCCAAUAAGCCCUCGUGAUUAAAUCAGAAUGAAUAGAGUGCAUGCUCUUAGUGUGAAAUAAGACGAGAUUUGAGGAGAUUGUUGUCUCUCAAUCUUCUUUGUUCUGUUUUCUAAAAUAAAGAGGUAUGCAAAGGUCAAAGGUGAUUGAAGAUGGAGAUGCAUGUGGUCUGUAUAAUUUAAAGAGCAUACAAUAUUUUUUGGGGAAUUAGGAAGAGAUGUUCAUCUCAUUGGCCUUCGCUUAUUCAUUGUUACUCAGGCCAAGCCAGUUUUUUAGUACCCCAAUUUGGAACAACCUUGAACACUGUGUUAUUUUCAUUGAGCGAGAGAGAUCGAGACAUUGGUGGAUAUUUGAUGCAAUGUAAGUCUAGAGCAUUCAUCAUGGGAUGGUGCGCGUGUAUGUUGGAAC
Molecule: messenger RNA, 1473 nt
Organism: Syzygium oleosum
Lineage: Eukaryota; Viridiplantae; Streptophyta; Magnoliopsida; Myrtales; Myrtaceae
Product: 2-oxoglutarate-dependent dioxygenase AOP2-like
Exons: 3
Coding region: 18-1067 (349 amino acids)
Molecular function (GO): dioxygenase activity
Source: RefSeq, a predicted model, not a curated record